Messenger RNA from Phaedon cochleariae (mustard beetle), 423 nucleotides. The record is from the annotation of a GenBank genome assembly. NCBI's taxonomy places the organism in Eukaryota, Metazoa, Arthropoda, Insecta, Coleoptera, Chrysomelidae.
AUGUUCGUGGAACAUCGCGCGUACCUACGGAGGAUUGGGAGAGGAGGUUUGAGCGAUUUAGAUGUAAAACUCCGAUAUCCAAUACAAAUUUCACACACUCAGAUUGCAUCUUCCAAUUCAACUAGUUCAGAGCUUACCGUUGACGACCCCCAUUUGAAAAAAAAUCUACCAGAUUUGAGUCACCACCCUCUAGUAGUUGGGCCCAGAUAUUUGGAUGAAGAUCUAACAAUGAGCUGGUCAAAUCAUUUAGGUUGGAACACUAGCGGAGUAUUGAUGACAAAGAACGUCACAGAAGAUUCUGGAAUGUUCUGGAAACAAUCGAUGGAACAAUUAGAGAGAGAGGUUUGUUCUAAGAAGCUUCUAGAACAAAAAGAGGGAGACGGAAGAACAUUCGAGAAGGUUCUCGAACCAAAGCCUGUCUAG